CUUGUAGCCGCACCAGUUAGCCCAGCAGCAGCUAGUAAGCGUUUGGUCGGUGCGAGCCUGAGCAUCCUCGAAAAAUUACAACUGGGGGAGAAAGAUUCAGACACUCACACAGCUCACUUUAAAUCUGACAGAGGGGAUCUCUUUGAAGACAAAGAGUAUAAAGAUGCCUUCAGCAAUGGUUGGCAACAAUGCUGUUCAGUCUGCCAUUCCAGACCUGGGAAACGUAAGUCAGUCUGAGACCAUGAAGCAGGUUCUUGCUGUGAUUGACAAGAAGGUCCGCAACAUGGAAAAGAAAAAGUCGAAACUGGAUGACUACCAAACAAAGAAGGAUAAAGGAGAAAAGCUGAAUCAGGAUCAGCUGGAAGCCUUGUCGAAGUAUCAAGAGAUCCACCACAAUCUUGAGUUUGCUCGAGACUUGCAUAAGAGUUUCCAGGUAUUGGGUCUCGAGCUUCAAAAGACGGUGAAGAAGAACGCGCGGCGGGAACAGCUGCAGCGAGAGGAAAUGGAACAACGGCGACUUAAGACGGUUUUGGAGCUUCAGUUUUUACUGGACCAGUUGGGAGAAGACGGCGUCAGGCAGGACCUCAAACGACCUGAUGCCACUGGUUCUCCUUUGCUCAUUGACGCUGACCUGACAUCCCUUGAUGAAUUUUACAAACUGGUGGGACCUGAUAGGAAUUAUGAUGUCAGGUUGACUGACCAGUAUGAUGAGGCAUCAGUUCACUUGUGGGAGCUGCUUGAGGGCAAAGACAAGGCCGUUGCGGGGACCACAUAUAAGCUGCUGAAGGACAUGUUGGACAAAGUACUGCAGAGUGGUUACUUUGACAAAGCCCAAACGCAUCAGAAUGGAUCCUGUGAGCAGGAAGAGGAGCAAGAAGAGCAGGUUGUGGUGGUGGCUGAGACAAAGACUGAGGAGCAGCAGCCUUCAGAACCAGAAGGAACAGUCAGUGAACCUUUCAUGCAGCCAGUUACAGUGGAAGCCACAGAGUUUGUAAACAGACAGUUCAUUCCAGAAACUCCAUACAGCGGUACAGAUAAAGACCAAGUGGAGGAGUGGACAGUGGAGGCUCAGAUAUUGAAUUCCAUCCAGCACCAACCCCCUGCCCAACUGGCUCCAGAACCGACUGUUACUGCGAACCAUGUCGCUCCCGCUCCCACCCCUGACCCAGUGGUCAGAAAACAGGUGGUGCAGGACCUCAUGGCCCAGAUGCAAGGAACGUACAACUUCAUGCAGGACUCCAUGUUGGAGUUUGAUGGCCAUGCCAUGGAUCCAGCCAUCGUGUCUGCCCAGCCUAUGAAGCCUGUGCAGACUGCUGACCUGCAGCAGAUGGGCUGUCCUUCAGAGUCCAGACUUUCCCAAACAAGUGUACUGUCGGGACCACAAGAACCCACACAAGCCUUGAUGUCUCUUUCGCCUGAGCCGCCCCCCGCCCCAUGUUCUCUGUCCUCUGCCUUCCCACCCGUCUCCAAAUCCACCCACACUGGAGGCAUCAAUGUCAACGCGGCACCCUUCCACUCGGUGCAAGCGGUAUUUCAUUUGAGCGCGCCUGUACCCUCAGCCACCGAAGGCCAAGCAGACCCUCUGAAGCAGUCCAGCCAGUUCCCCGGUGGCUACGGACAAGGGUUCAGCAGCCAGUCGGAGAGUACUGUGGACCAGGCCGACAUCCCACAGGAGACAUUACAGUCAGUUGUCAGUGGAUUCCAGCCCCAAGACCAGGUCCUGGCCCCUGCAGGAGCUCAUGAAGAGUCCGCUCCAGGUGCAGGGUUCGUACAGUCGGGCCAGUCCUUCUACGGCAGCAGGGCCGUACCCAGAGGCGGACCCAGGAACGCAAGGGGCAUGACGAAUGGAUACCGGGGCUCCUCCAACGGAUUUCGAGGGGGAUAUGAAGGAUAUCGGCCUCCUUUCUCAAACGCUCCCAGCAGCGCUUACGGUCAAACCCAGCUGAACUCGUCUCGGGACUAUUCCAACAGCUCCUACCAGCGGGAGGGAUAUCAAGGCUACAAACGGGGCGCUGCCCAGGGACCUCGGGGUUUGUCUCGGGGUAAUGCUCAAGCAAUGCGAUCCUAAAGGAUUUUAAGGACCGUCAAAUUCGCGCCACGUUGAACAUUCAGGAUUUUUGAAUGUGUUCUGCCCCAGCUCACUUUUCUAACAAUCUUUUAGUUGUCAUUGGUUCUCUUUAUUUUUAUAAGUCCUGGUCUUUUACUGUCAGUCAGUCAGUCAGUCAGUCGGUCUGCUUCGGUCUGUCUAGAUCCUCUAAAUGUUUUAACACAAAAAUGCUGAACUUCACCACAUGUAGGAUUAUCAGCAUGUCUGUGUGUUGUGCAACAACAAAUAGAUAUUCCUGUAAACUUGAAAGAGUUCAUUAAUUUAUUUUUUGUACAAAAUAAAUGCAAAAAAUACCCUGUCACUGUCCAUCUAAUGUCACGAGACUGAUUUCCUUCUGCCCUACGUCGCCGGCCACUAUUUUCCUUUGGAUCUAAUACUUUUCAGAAAAGCAUUUAAUUUUGUUUUUAACCCCAGUCACCUCUUUGUACGCUGAUGUUAUUCAUUGAAACUGUUUCAAUAAAGUUGUGUUCUAUUA
Messenger RNA from Solea senegalensis (Senegalese sole), 2582 nucleotides. Its product is annotated as caprin-1-like. The record is from RefSeq and is a predicted model, not a curated record. Gene Ontology annotation, molecular function: RNA binding. Gene Ontology annotation, cellular component: cytoplasm. The transcript is spliced from 17 exons. The coding region runs from base 164 to 2068 and encodes 634 amino acids. Lineage: Eukaryota; Metazoa; Chordata; Actinopteri; Pleuronectiformes; Soleidae.